CGUUCUGAAUUACAUAUAUUACCACUUUUAAUUAUCUAAGGCCAUAUUCCUUUUUGUUUUUGAUAGUGUGUGUUGUACGGACUGUUAAGAUGUUAAUAUUUAAAUCUGAAAAGAGGAGGGGUCGACUAAAUGAAAAGAUAAAGGAGCUAGGGGAGUUACUACCAAAAUCUGAAAAUGCCGUAUAUCGGCAAGACAAAGCUGCUGUGCUGAAAGCGACUAUAGAUUACAUAAAGGAAUUGCGUAGGGAACAUGACCGUUUUGGUAUGAUAGAAGAAAGGCUGAGACAAACUGUGAUGCAAUACAGAAUGAUGCUGAUGCGUGUACAGAGAUUAGAAGCUCUUGUAAAAAUCCGGAAUAUGACUCAAAACGUUCCUAACCGUUCAAAUGAGAUGGACAUAGAUAAUCCAAAGACUGUAGAAGAUAUUUCCGUGCGUUUGCAAAACGAUUCAGAAAAGGACCACCCAGUUACGUUACCAUCUUGUGUACAGACAAAAAAUCCGCCUUCAAGAACCCCGGUACCUGUUUUAUCUUCAUCUGGGACGGAGAUGGGUCUAGUUCAUGAUUCACAUGACCGAUAGUUCCUUCAGAACGCGGCAAUCUUUCUUGGAAAGGAUUUUUUUAAAUUAUGAUAGUUUGUGUUUUAUAACAUUUAACAUGAAUUAGAAUUCAACAUGAAAUAGAAUAAAAGGACUUAGAUACAGUGUUCUAUUAAUUGUCAUGUUUUAGAUUUAUAAACUUGAAUAUAGUAAUUUGUUACUGUUUAUUCAUGGAUAACAUAAUAAAAAAAAAUAUUUUG
Molecule: messenger RNA, 796 nt
Organism: Ruditapes philippinarum (Manila clam)
Lineage: Eukaryota; Metazoa; Mollusca; Bivalvia; Venerida; Veneridae
Product: transcription factor E3-like
Exons: 3
Coding region: 90-578 (162 amino acids)
Biological process (GO): regulation of transcription by RNA polymerase II
Cellular component (GO): nucleus
Molecular function (GO): RNA polymerase II cis-regulatory region sequence-specific DNA binding; protein dimerization activity; DNA-binding transcription factor activity, RNA polymerase II-specific
Source: RefSeq, a predicted model, not a curated record